AGAAGAAAAAAAAAAGCUCUCUUCUAAUCUGCUAGUCUAAAUGGCCGUCUCAAUGAUAACCUUCCUCCAGCCUCCGUUCAUUGCUUCUCCCUCCAUAUUACUCCAUCCAAUAAGCAUCAAAAGCCAACGUCGAAAGCCAGUGUUCUCUCGAUGCAGCUGCCUUGGCGAAAAACAUGCUCAGAAGCUCAAGGAAGCAAAACAUUCGUUCAUGGUCCCAACGAGGAAAGAAGGAAUGUUUGCAUGCCCCGUCGAAACCCUAGUAAUGAUCGAUGCGGUUCAACGACUAGGCAUCGACUACCACUUCCAGGAAAACAUCGAGGCUGUUCUUUGUGAUCAAUUCAGCACUGCUAAGAUGGCGGCCGGGAGCUCCCGUGGGCUUUUCGAAGUUUCCUUGAACUUUCGCCUCUUGAGACAACAAAGUUAUCGCAUUCCUUCGGAUGUGUUCGGAGAAUUCAAGAAUGGAGAAGGGAAGUUCAACCCUAAUCUAGGCCAAGACGUGGAAGCAAUGAUGGAGUUUUACGAAGCUUCACUGUGGAUUACUCCUGGAGAAAGCACACUGCGUGAAGCUAGGGAAUUCAGCUCACACUGGCUACGUUCAUGGAUCGCCACCAGGUCGCCAUCGCGGAAUCUCUCCGUCGGCAAUGGUGUUCUCCUAGAAGAAUUAGCGACGACGACUGAAACCGUCGCCAAUACUCUGAAACAUCCCUGCCGCAGGAGCAUACCCAGGCUGGCGAUUGAGGAUUACUUGAACGGCUUCGGGGCAAGAACAUCGUCAAAUGAUAAGCUGCUGAAGCAUCAUUACGUGGAGACUCUCAAGGAUUUGGCCAAGUUAGACUUCAACAUGAAUCAGGCGACUCAUCAAGAGGAACUCUUGCAGAUCUCCAAGUGGUGGAAUGAGAUCGAUUUGGCAGUGAAUCAUGGGAGAGAUCAUCUGCAGGUCGAAGCUUACCUGUGGCCAAUGUCAACCCUAGCGGGCCCUGGAUUCUCCGAGUACAGGGUCGAUCUUGCCAAAAUCACAUCGUUCGUGUACCUAAUCGAUGACAUUUUUGACAUUCCUGGGUCGUCGUUGGAUGAACUCACACUCUUCACACAAGCUGUAACUCGAUGGGACAUCCAAAUGGCUGAGGAAUUGCCAGAGUACAUGAGGAAAUGCUUUGUAGCUCUCUAUCACAUGAUUCAUCAAAUUGGCUACGAUGUGCACAAAAAACAUGGAUACAACUCGAUCCACUCGCUCCAACGAGGCUGGUCGAAAUUGGUCGAGGCAUUUUUAGUGGACGCCAAAUGGAUGAGGAAAGGAAAAUGUCCGACGUCGGCAGAUUACCUGAAGAACGGAAUAGUCAGCACCGGCCUCCAACUUGUCCUCCUCCACUUCUUCUUCCUGCUGGGCCAGGGCUUAACAAAACAAAACGUGAGCCUCGUGGAUGGCGACGAUCCGCCACUAAUAUCAUCGGCCGCUAAAAUUCUAAGGCUGUCCGACGACCUCUCUUCCACGUACGAUGAACACGUGGGCUACGACGCGUCGUACGUGGACUGCUACUUGAAGGAGAAUCCUAGGCUGUCCGUCCGUGAAGGUAGGGAGCGCGUGAUGGAUAUGAUUGAAGAGACGUGGGAGCAACUGAAUCGUGAAUCUUUAGCGACGACUUUCCCCGUCGUCUUUGCGAGGGCCGCCGUCGAUUCUGCCAGAAUGGCUCCGUUUCUGUUUGGAAAUGACGGGUCGUUCCAUGAGCAUACCACCAGCAGCGUUCCAAGUCUUCAGGAUCGCAUCAAGUCGCUGCUCUUUGAAAGCAUUCCCAUUUAGUUUUUCCCACUAUCAAUGAAGUUUUGUUUGGAAAAAUUCUUCUUCUUCUUCUUCUUCUUCUUCUUCGUCUUCGUCUUCCUCCUCCUUCUCUAUGGAGCGCCAGUGGAUCGAUAGCUCCAGAGCGUGGGCCACAAUUUCUGUCAGGUCGUUAUUACGAUGAAGUAAUAACCUCGGGCCACAAUUUCUGUCUGGUUGAGAAGCGAUUGGCUUCUUCCAUAAUAUCUUCGUCCUCAAGUCUCAAAUGUGAGGUCUCAAACAGCUCCACUAACCCUAAUAUGUCCCCACAGCACUUGCUUUCCAUGAAGCUCCUCGUGGGUUUGUCCAUGAACUCGAUGAACAUGUCUGGAAAAUUAAGGAACAUAGAGAAGACGAAUUAUCGACAGGUUUUAGUUUAAGUUAUUGAGAAGAAUGAUAUAAGCUUUUCCGGUGAUGAAUCGAUAUCAUUAGCUUAAGUUAUUGAGUAUGUUACGAAUUUUAGUACAUAAUCGAUAGAACUAACUUGUAUUGUGGUCAUG
Messenger RNA from Linum tenue, 2313 nucleotides. The record is from the annotation of a GenBank genome assembly. Lineage: Eukaryota; Viridiplantae; Streptophyta; Magnoliopsida; Malpighiales; Linaceae.